This is a messenger RNA of Ziziphus jujuba (common jujube), 462 nucleotides long. RefSeq lists its product as uncharacterized. Gene Ontology annotation, biological process: DNA replication, Okazaki fragment processing. Lineage: Eukaryota; Viridiplantae; Streptophyta; Magnoliopsida; Rosales; Rhamnaceae. The record is from RefSeq and is a predicted model, not a curated record. Bases 1 to 462 code for a protein of 153 amino acids. The transcript has 3 exons. Gene Ontology annotation, molecular function: DNA binding; 5'-flap endonuclease activity.
AUGCCUUUGAUCGAGUUAGAACGCUGGUCUUUUUACACCUUAAAGCACGACAUAGCUCAGUAUAAUUGUGAUCCAUGCUGUGAUCUAAGCCUUAGAUGCAUUUUGGGUGAUGAGGCUGACUGUGUUCCUGGGAUCCAACAUGUAGCUCCUGGAUUUGGUAGAAAGACUGCCAUAAAGCUCUUGAAAAAGCAUGGUACAUUGGAAAAUUUACUGACUGCAGCCUCGGUAAGAACCGUGGGCAAAGACUAUGCACAAAAUGCACUUACAAAGCAUGCUGACUACCUGCGGAGGAAUUAUGAAGUCCUUUCCCUUAGGAGGGAUGUGGAUGUGCAACUUCAAGAGGAGUGGUUGAUUGAGAGAGACACGCGCAACGAUUCAGCAAUUUUGUCUAGCUUCUUCAAAUAUUUGGAAGAAACCCAGAAGCUCAGUCAUCAAAAUGGGCAUGCUCUAUCAAAUAGGUAA